Daphnia carinata is the source of this 2637-nucleotide messenger RNA. RefSeq lists its product as uncharacterized. The record is from RefSeq and is a predicted model, not a curated record. NCBI's taxonomy places the organism in Eukaryota, Metazoa, Arthropoda, Branchiopoda, Diplostraca, Daphniidae. The transcript has 2 exons. The coding region runs from base 1 to 2637 and encodes 878 amino acids.
AUGUCAGCACUUCCACCUCUCACCAUCACCAAGUUCGACGGGAACCCUCUGAACUACCAGAUGUUGAAGUCGAAGUUUAUGACGCUGUAUCACAACCGAUGCAGCGACAAUGGAAUUCGACUAGCGCAUCUGCAAGUGCUGCUCGCUACGCAUGUUCUCAACUCGGUAGCCGAUUGCGUGCAUGACCCAAGCAAAUACGAAGUGGUCUGGCAUCGACUUGAUCAAGAAUAUGGCUACACCACUAUCAUGGCCCAAACACACCUAAACAAUCUCCUUCGACUCCCGUCCGUGCAGCCAAAUGACAGCGCCAGUCUGAAAACAUUCUCCAAGAAGCUUCACGGGGCUGUCUCCGCUCUGUCAACCUCUGGACUCGCGAGCGAAUUAGAAUCGCUGGGCAACCUCAUGCAUGUUGUCACCAAACUGCCGAAGUCCUUGAGGGAGAGAUGGGGAGGAAAGGUAAUGAAGAUGCAUCCCGCUGUACCUUCAAUUGUCGAUCUGGAUGACUGGUUAACCCUCCAGUCAAAGGUUUCAGAUUUCACAAAACUUAUGGCCGGUCCUCCAGCGCUUCUACCACCACCAGCCGCGCCAAAGAAGAAUGGGAAAGGAUAUCCAACUCCUUACGUUUCGACCAUUAACCAUGUCACCACCUCAACGUCUGAGACAAAGUCGUUGCAAACAAAAGGGGGAGGUCUGCGGGUGAACCCACCAAAUACAACCUCAUUUAGCCAAACCAAAGGCAGCCCAACGUGUUUUGUCUGCAGAGAGCCAAUCCACAGAAUUGAAGAAUGUAACACCUUCAAGCAGAUGUCUCCAACACAAAGAGCGGAGACAGUCUUCAAAGCAGGCAGGUGUCUCCGAUGCCUUACAGGAAAGCACACCAGCCGAGCGUGCAGAUUCAAAUCGAUUCGAUGUAAGGUCAAAGGAUGCAAGAAUCCAUGGCACUCGACACUGCUUCAUGGUUCCGAGUUUUCUACAAGAAACAAUGCGAGCACCUCCAGUGACUACAAGACCACACCAGAAUCGACACCACCAAGGCGAGUGACUUUCGACGAUAAAGUCGAUGAAGCCUUCCUUGGCGCAGUAUCACGCACUGGACUGGACACACCACGUCAAGUGCUGUUCAAAAUUGUUCCUGUUCGUCUACAACAGGGAGAAAAGGUCUUCGAUUCCUUCGGAUUUCUAGACAGCGGAAGCGAUUCCACCUUAAUCCGAAGUGAUGUGGCUAGAACCAAACUAGGUUUAGCCGGGCCAACAACGAAGAUCAACGUGACUUCCUAUGACGGGGGGGUCACCCCAGUUAACGCUCACAUAGUGGACUUCGUCAUCAGUUCGCGAGACAGCUCGACUUCGUUCCAGGCAAGAAGAGCCAAAGGCAUUCCCUCAUCUACAAGGCCUGAAGCUCCCAGAAGUCCAAUCCAACCAAGUAACGGUUCUAAUUGGUCUCGAUGUAGUAGACGCUCCGACCAUAGCGAAUCACGAAAACCGAUGGAUGGGUCAACCGGACCGGUAGCUUUCAACACGCCAUUUGGAUGGUGCCUGGGAGGCAAAGUGGGCCCGCAAAGCGAACAGGAGCAACCAAGCCAUUAUGUAGCCCACAUCACAUCGAGAAAAGAAGAAAGGAACCUUUCCGAACUUGUCGAGCAGUUUUGGAGGCUGGAGUCGAAAGACUCUGUACAGCCUCCUACACUCCUGUCAGCAGAAGAUCGACGGGGAGAGGAGAUUCUGAAGAGGACCACCAGAUACAUUAGGAAUCACCAUCAAAUUGGUCUAAUGUGGAAGGUCGACAAUCCAGAAUUGCCGGACAACCGAAGUAUGGCGCUCAGCCGCCUUUUCCAAAUUGAACGUCGCUUCAAAAGAGACCCGAGCUACGCCACACGAUAUGACGACGUCAUUCAAGAAUACAUCAACCUUGGCCAUGCUCGUCUGUUAUCAACAGAAGAAGCUAAAGGGAGAACACUAAAUACAAAUUACAUGCCUCAUCAUGGUGUUCAAAGUGCGACCAGUCUGACGACAAAAACCAGAGUGGUCUUCGACGGUUCAGCAGAAUGCGAAGGUACUUCCUUGAACAAAAAUCUUCUUCGUGGCCCGAACUACCUCCUAAACCUACUUGGAAUAAUCUUGCGCUUUCGCAAACACCAAAUUCCCAUCAGUAGUGACAUCGAGAAGAUGUAUCACCAGGUUUUAGUUCCAGAAGAGGACCAAGAUGCCUUCCGAUUUUUGUACCGGUCACCAAACAGCACGACAUCCCCGCUCACCUACAGGAUGACAGUCCAUGUCUUUGGGGCCGUCUCGUCGCCAUCAACUUGUUUGUUUGCCUUAAACAAAACAGCUGAAGACCACAAGACGAAAUUUCCACAUGCAGCUGCCAGCGUAAAAACAAGCUUCUACGUCGACAACUAUCUGGAUUCGUUCGAGUCGGAAGACGAGGCAAUCAAACGGGCCCGCCAGCUAAAAGAAUUGUUGCAGCUGGGGGGUUUUAAUCUCACCAAGUGGUCGUCGUCGUCAAGAAAGGUCCUGACAGCGAUCAAACCUUUAGGCUUGGCCAAUCCAAAACUGGAUUUAGACCUGGACAAAUUGCCCAUGGAUCGAGCACUAGGGAUUCUUUGGGACAGGGAAAUCGACGCGUUCACGUUCUAG